CAGCAAUUUUUUUUUCCUUCUGCGCGCGUUUGCUGUCAGCUGCGCACGCCCAGCAGCAGCUAAAUAGCUCCAUUUUUGCAAGCACGUAUCGCAGCCAUCAAAAGAACGGCACGAAACGCCGCUCCAAAGUAGCCAGCAGAGCCCAAGAGAGGCAGCAGGCCAGCACGCCGUCGACGCGCGCAACAGCACCAAGCCGCAGCAGCACGCCACCGGCGCGCCCAAAAAUAACAAAAAUGUCCGUCACCAAGUCCGGCGUCGGCCCCGCCGAGUUCGCGAAAGACCUCGUAUUAGGCGGCAGCAGCGGCUGCCUCGCGAAGACGAUCUGCGCGCCCCUGGAACGCGUGAAAAUCGUCUUGCAAACGGCGAAAAGCAACGACGGCAUGCUGCGCACGGCCCAAUCGAUCGUCCGAGACCAGGGCACGACGGCGCUCUGGCGCGGCAACCUGACGAACUGCGCUCGAUAUUUCCCGACGCAAGCCAUCAACUUCGCGUGCAAGGAGCGCUACCAGAAGCUCCUCGUGCCUGAUCGAGCGAACGGCUUCGCGCCGUGGUUCCUUGGAUAUCUCGCGGCCGGCGGGGCGGCAGGCGCCACCUCGUUAACAGUGGUCUACCCGCUCGAGUUCGCCUAUACGCGCUUAGCCGCGGACGUCGGUUCAAAAAAACAGUUCAACGGGUUGUUGGACGUCGUGAAGCAAAUCCGGGCGAAGGAAGGUAUAGGAGGCUUGUACCGGGGCUAUCCCGUGUCCGUUGUCGGGAUUGUUGUUUACAGGGCGGGCUACUUCGGUUUUUAUGAUGCGGGAAAACAAGUCUUCUUUACCGAUGGAGGGAAAGAUACGUCAGUGUUCCUGAAGUUUGGACUGGCCUUGUGCGUCGACAUCUCCGCGGCCGUGUUUGCUUAUCCGGUCGAUACCGUUAGAAGGCGCCUCAUGAUGCAGUCCGGUGCUUCUAGUGUAGAGUUCGACGGCGCGGCGAGCGCCGUGCGGCACAUCUACAAAAAGGAGGGCGUCGGCGGCUUCUUUCGGGGGUGCAUGGCGAACAACGUGCGGGCGAUCGCGUCGGCGCUCGUGCUCGUGUUGUAUGAUGAGGCGAAGAAGUACGUCUGAGUUCGGUUUUGGGGUGUGUGGUGUAAUGUAC
Molecule: messenger RNA, 1134 nt
Organism: Pelagomonas calceolata
Lineage: Eukaryota; Pelagophyceae; Pelagomonadales; Pelagomonadaceae
Source: the annotation of a GenBank genome assembly